Messenger RNA from Desarmillaria tabescens, 1570 nucleotides. Its product is annotated as terpenoid synthase. NCBI's taxonomy places the organism in Eukaryota, Fungi, Basidiomycota, Agaricomycetes, Agaricales, Physalacriaceae. The transcript is spliced from 7 exons. The record is from RefSeq and is a predicted model, not a curated record. The coding region runs from base 266 to 1312 and encodes 348 amino acids.
CCACUUAGACGAUCAAGUGUCAUCUAUGGAGAUGAAAGAAGCCAUCCACAUCCAGGCGAUAGAGGGUGCAUGUGCGCAGCUCUGCGCUCUUGUCACACGCCCUGAUCGUCCCAUGCUCAACAGAAUUUUCGGCGUAAGUGGGUCCGCUCACAACCAAAUUGGUCUAGUAUAGGCUUUCAAAUAACCCAAUUGACAUCCGGCAAUUGUAAACACAUAAAAGUUUAGAAUAUCCCGUAGUACAGAGACAUCGCCUUUCUCUCGCAGCAUGGGCACUCAAUCGGACGUAAUGUUUCGCAUUCCUAACACUCUCACCUACUGGCCUUGGCCUCGCAGGAUCAAUCCUCAUUAUGAGGAUGCUAAAGCGGCAUCGGAAGCCUGGCUCCGCUCUUUCAAAAUGUUUGGGUCAGAAACUCAGAGUGCCUUUGAUCACUGCGCCUUCAGUUUAUUGGCUUCAUUGGUAUACCCAACAGCGACCAAAGAGCAUCUUCGCACCGGAUGUGAUUUCAUGAAUUUUGUUUUCGUUUUCGACGAGUAUACAGACAACGCCUCUCCCAGCAUCGUCCGUGAAUAUGCAGAUAUUGUAAUGGAUGCCAUCAGAAACCCACUUAAACCACGGCCUGACGGUGAGGUGGUUCUUGGGGUCAUUGCACAAGAGUUUUGGGCACUUGGCAUCAAAUCGGCCAGUCGAACUUCUCAGAAGCACUUCGUUGAAAGCUUUGAACGCUAUACAGAUUCUGUCGUCCAACAAGCAGAGGAUCGUCACCAGCGUCACAUUCGAAACGUUGAUGAUUACUUCCGUGUUCGUCGCCUCACCGCCGGUGUUGAAUCGUCCUAUGCAGUACUAGAGCUAGGCUAUGACUUGCCUGACGAGAUGUUCUACCAUCCAACCAUUGUUGCUCUGCGUUGUCUGAGUUGUGAUAUGAUAAUCAUGGAUAAUGACCUUGCUUCGUAUAAUAAGGAGCAGGCAUUAGAAGAAUUUCCCCAUAACAUUCUUGUUUGUGUCGUGAACGAGCUGAAAUGCGACAUUCAUGCUGCGAUCUCAUGGGUGGAAGACCUUUAUCGAUCAACGAGGAACAAAUUUCUGAUGUCGUGGACCGAGAUACCGUCGUGGGGACCAGAGAUUGAUGCUAUUGCAUCUCUCUACCUGCACGGCAUCGCAAACUGGGUCCGUGGUAAUGAGACUUGGAAUUUCGAGGGCAGCCGGUACUUUGGAUCCAACGGCAGAGCCAUUCAGCAGCAUAGGAUGGUCACUCUCAUGCCCAAGCAGCUUUCAGCGAGCGAGCCGCUUCUCAUACAUACGUACCAAUCCUAGUUGUUGAUUAUUUCAUCAUAUGAAAGUCAUUGCACUGUAUAGUUGCUGGAAUGUUAGUCAGCAACCAGGAUUGCGAACGCGUAGUGGUGUUCUCCUCUGUAUUUGGGCGGGUCGACUACUACCUGUGUUGCACACCAUAGGCAGUCAAUGAUAUCAGUGUAUCUUACUUCCGUUGGAGAAAAUUCAACUAAUAGAGCUUCGCUCCGAGUGCAAAGACGCCGGGUGAAAGACGUUUGCUACGCUAGGGUUACAAAGUUA